Messenger RNA from Pomacea canaliculata, 3270 nucleotides. Its product is annotated as trifunctional enzyme subunit alpha, mitochondrial-like. Gene Ontology annotation, biological process: fatty acid beta-oxidation. The coding region runs from base 51 to 2345 and encodes 764 amino acids. Gene Ontology annotation, cellular component: mitochondrial fatty acid beta-oxidation multienzyme complex; mitochondrion. The transcript is spliced from 21 exons. NCBI's taxonomy places the organism in Eukaryota, Metazoa, Mollusca, Gastropoda, Architaenioglossa, Ampullariidae. Gene Ontology annotation, molecular function: NAD+ binding; long-chain (3S)-3-hydroxyacyl-CoA dehydrogenase (NAD+) activity; enoyl-CoA hydratase activity. The record is from RefSeq and is a predicted model, not a curated record.
UCAAAAUCUCGUAUACUUGCGAGAGUUCGAAGUUCAGUCCGGAAAGCACCAUGGCUAUCAUGAGGGUUCUGUGUGCUGCAAGAACCUUUUGUAAAUCUACCAUUUACCAUAGUAGAAAUGACACUUUAAUCAGGUGCCUGUCGAUGUCACCAGCCAUGGCAGGUAAAUACCUAAAACUGGACCUGAGUCAUGGAGAUGUUGCUGUUGUUCGCUUUGAUAAUCCUGAUGCAAAGGUGAAUACCUUGUCAAAGGAGAUGCAAAAUGAAUUCCUGCAAGUACUCAAUGAAACCCAGAGCAACCAAAAUGUCAAGGCUGUUGUUCUUAUUUCAAGCAAGCCAGGGUGCUUUGUUGCUGGUGCUGACAUCAGCAUGAUUGAAGCCUGUAAGACAAAGGAAGAGGUGGUGGAAUUGUCACGGAAGGGACAAGAGGCAUUUCAGAAAAUUGCGGACAGCAAGAAACCAGUGGUAGCAGCCAUCAUGGGUUCUUGUCUAGGUGGUGGUCUGGAGCUGGCUCUGGCCUGCCAUUACCGUAUUGGAGUGAAAGAUAGAAAGACGGGUCUAGGCUUGCCUGAAGUGAUGCUGGGACUUCUUCCAGGAGCAGGAGGCACUCAGAGACUACCAAAAAUGGUGCCUGUUCCGACUGCUCUUGACUUGAUGCUCACAGGACGGACUCUUAAGACAGACAGUGCAAGAAAAAUGGGGCUACUGGACCAGACAGUUGAACCACUGGGUCCAGGGUUAUCAGAUCCUGACACUAACACCCUCAAGUACCUUGAGGAGACUGCUGUCAGUUCUGCCAGGGGUCUUGCUGAUGGUUCACUGAAGAAAACUCCCAAGAAAAAGGGUAUUCAAGACAAGGUCAUGGAUUUUGUGCUGUCCUAUGACAUUGGAAAGAAUUUUAUCUUUAACAAGGCACGCAGUCAAGUUAUGAAAAUGAGUAAAGGUCUUUAUCCUGCACCUCUCAAAAUACUAGAGGUUGUACGAAAGGGUCUUGAUGAAGGAUCCUCUGCAGGUUACAAAGCAGAAUCGCAGGCCUUUGGAGAGCUGGCCAUGACAUCACAGUCCAAGGCAUUGAUUGGACUUUACUAUGGGCAGACUGCAUGUAAAAAAAACAGAUUUGGCAAACCCCAAAAACCUGUUGAAACACUGGCAAUUCUUGGUGCUGGUCUCAUGGGAGCAGGCAUUGCUCAGGUCAGCAUUGACAAGGGCAUCAGUGUUUUGCUUAAAGAUGUGUCACAGGCAAGUCUUGCUCGAGGUCAAGAGCAGAUUCAGAAGAGCCUAGAUGCUAAGGUGAAGAGAAAGAAGAUCACCAGUUUUGAAAGAGAUUCCAUCCUUUCCAAGCUAGACCCAACAAUCACAUAUGACAACUUUGGUAAAUGUGAUAUGGUGAUCGAGGCAGUAUUUGAGGACCUCAGUAUCAAGCACAAAGUCAUCAAAGAAGUGGAAGCUCGUAUUCCAGAACACUGUAUUUUUGCUUCUAACACAUCAGCUCUACCUAUCACACAAAUUGCUCAGGCUAGCAAAAGACCAGAGAAGGUGGUGGGCAUGCACUACUUCUCACCUGUUGAUAAGAUGCAGCUCCUUGAGAUUAUCACCACCAAACAGACGUCCCAAGACACUGCAGCAUCAGCAGUGGACCUGGGCCUGCGGCAGGGUAAAGUUGUUAUCGUUGUAGGUGAUGGGCCAGGCUUCUAUACCACUCGUAUCUUGGCCCCCAUGCUUGCAGAAGCUGUACGUCUGUUACAGGAGGGAGUCAGCCCCAAGCGCCUUGACAAAGUGACCCGUGAUAGUGGUCUCCCUGUUGGUGUGGCAACCUUGGCAGAUGAAGUGGGUAUAGAUGUGGCUGCCCAUGUUGCAGAAGACCUUGGCAAGGCUUUCGGGGAACGCUUUGGUGGUGGUGACAUUAACCUUUUGAAAGCAAUGGUCAGCAGUGGUUUCUUGGGCAGGAAGUCUGGAAAGGGCUUUUACACAUACACUGCAGGUAGCAAAGAAAGAACAGAAAAUGAUGGUGCACUAAAACUUCUCCAGCAGUUUCAUAUACAACCAAAAACAGACCUUUCAGAUCAAGAUUUGUGGUACAGACUGUUUUCACGGUUCGUCAAUGAAGCUGUGUACUGUUUGCAGGAUGGAAUCCUUGCGAAUCCACUUGAGGGAGACAUUGGAGCAGUGUUUGGCCUUGGUUUCCCACCAUUUUAUGGAGGCCCAUUCCGUUACCUUGAUCUUCAUGGUGCAGACCCAAUUGUGACACGCAUGCACCGUUACCAGGAGCUGUUUGGAGUGCAGUUUCAACCAUGCCAGUUGAUGCAGGAUCACGCCAAAGAUCCUACCAAGCGGUUCCACUCUUAAUCCAAGUGCCAUUGCCUUUCCUUCAUUUGUUGACAGUUACUUGUUAGACAGCACAGAAUUUUGUGAUACUUGAUGCAGAGACAGGUUAUCAUUACAUGUUAUCUUUCGAGACUGGUUUUGACAGGAUUGUGCAGAGCCUGUAUUUUGGGAUGUGGAGUCCUUUCUGUUCAGUCUUAUUUCUGAAAUAGAUGUUACUAUUAAAGAUGGGAUAUGGAAAAAGCACAGUGGUAUUGCAUGAUGUGAAGAAGAAAACAUUCACAGAUUUAUUCAUCCAUGACAUGCUGCAAUCAUUUUGCCAGGCAAGAUUACAAGGAAUGUUUGUGUGGUUUUGUUCUGCAUUUUUUACCAACUAUGAAAAUUUUUUUUAGCUACAAUUUGAAUAAAAAAUCCACUCCUCUUGGUGCAGAAGUUUAUGAAUUUCAUCAUGUACACAUUGUUAUUAUUGACCAAUUACCACAUAUUUUUGAUUAGUUAACUGGGUCAGUUUAACUAUAUUUAUUAUGGUCUGCAUGCAGAUCUAUGAACACAUGCAAGUUAUUUCUGGUCAAAAUUUGAACUUGACUUAGUUACAGAUCUCUGAAAAGACUUCAGUGCCAUAUAGCUCAAGCCAAUUUGUGAAAAUAUUUGAAGACAUUUUGAUGAAUAUUUUGAUAUCUUCGCUGUUGUUUUUUUGGGUUGACUAUUCUAUAUAGAGCUGAGGUUUUGGAAUUUUUUUUUAAAUGUGCUGCAUGACUUCUUGUCAAAGUGUGACAGUGAAUGAAUAUAUUUAAUAUAGAUGCCUUCUGUGAUUGAAGAAUGUUGCAUGUUUGCAGCAUGUCUGACAUGAGAGCCUUUGAACUUUAAAAAAUGAAUAAGUUCAUGAUUGUUUGUUAACUCAUACUUUCAAAGCUUAAUUUUUUGUAAAAUAAAAAUUUUAAAAAAAUUA